This is a messenger RNA of Rhinolophus ferrumequinum (greater horseshoe bat), 2123 nucleotides long. RefSeq names its product zinc finger protein 501. Gene Ontology annotation, molecular function: RNA polymerase II cis-regulatory region sequence-specific DNA binding; DNA-binding transcription factor activity. The transcript is spliced from 3 exons. The record is from RefSeq and is a predicted model, not a curated record. Gene Ontology annotation, biological process: regulation of transcription by RNA polymerase II. NCBI's taxonomy places the organism in Eukaryota, Metazoa, Chordata, Mammalia, Chiroptera, Rhinolophidae. Bases 521 to 1714 code for a protein of 397 amino acids.
GUCCUUAACUCGUGCAGACAGUGAUGUGGUGACGCACAUCCGAGUGUAAUUCAGGAAGCGAAGCCUUGCCUUCCGCGCCCGGUAAGUGACCGUUCCUUUGGAAGCCCCAGAACUUCCUAUCCAGGAGGAGAGAGGAGCAGUUCUCCGGGGCCCUUCCUCCCUCAGCGUCCCCCUUGGUGCCAGAACGUCUGUGUUUGUGAUUGCUGGAAGCCAGCGAUUCGACCCAGACGUCGGCUCGUGUUGGCCCACGUGCCUGAUGCUUAACUUUCCAACCACUACGGCCACGCCUCCCUCGAAGUGUUGGUGCGUCUCCUCUGCUGUUGUGUCUUCUCUUUUCUGCUGGUUGGAGGACCCACCCAGGGAAGAGCUGUGGAGAUCAUGUGAAACACUGAGGUCUCGGGAGGCACUCGUCAGAUGAGGGAUAGAGCAAUAUGAGCAGUUCAGGGAUUUGAAGAACAGAGCAUAUGCUAAGAAGACCAUUAAAGUAUACUUUCGAGUAAGCAGCUCCAUCACUGUCAUCAUGGAAAGUCUCAAAAGGGAUGUGUCUCAAGGAUAUUUAUUUGAAGAAGCCUGUGAAUAUAAGGCCAAGGUAGAAAAGCAAAGGGAUAACUCUACAGGCAAAAUUUCAAAAAAUUCUCUUCCCCAAACCACUGGUUUUCAGCAAGCAAUAGUUGCCCAUGAGGAAAUAUCCUUAGAAGAAAAUGUGCAUAAUUUUAAUGUAUUUGAGAGAAGUUUCGAUGUAAGAUCCGAGAUUAAUCCACAGCAUAUUACUUAUUCAGAAGCUAAACCACAUAUAUUUGAUUCAUUUGGGAAAAGUGUCAGAUGGAACUUACCUCCAAUUAAAACACAAAGAAAUUCUAAAAAGAAAACUUAUAAUUGUAGUGAAUGUGGAAAAAAUUUCAAUGACCGUUCAAACUUUAUUCGUCAUCAAAGAAUUCAUACUGGUGAGAAACCUUAUAAAUGUGAUGACUGUGGAAAAGCUUUUAGCCAGAGUUCAUCUCUUACUGAACAUCAGAGAACUCACACUGGAGAAAAACCCUAUACGUGUAAAGUUUGUGGAAAAGCAUUCACUGUAAAUUCAUCUCUUAUUCAACAUCAGAGAAUUCAUACUGGGGAGAAACCUUAUAAAUGUAAUGACUGUGGGAAAGCCUUCAGUGACUACUCAUCCUUUAUUCAGCAUCAAAGAAUUCACAGUGGAGAGAAACCCUAUGAAUGUAUUCAUUGUGACAAGUCCUUCACUGACAUCUCAUCUCUGACACAGCACCAGAGAAUUCACAGUGGAGUGAAACCCUAUAAAUGUACUGAUUGUGGAAAGGAAUUCAGACGCAGUACACACCUUACGCAACAUCAGAGAACGCAUACUGGGGACAAGCCUUAUGAAUGUAAGGACUGUGGAAAAGCCUUCACUGCCCACUCAACCUUUACACAGCAUCGGAGGAUUCACACUGGAGAAAAACCCUAUCUGUGCUGUGCAUGUGGGAAGGGCUUCCCUGAAAAUUCUUCCCUUACUAAACAUCAGCGAAUUCAUACUGGAGAAAAACCCUAUGACUGUAAUGAAUGUGGUAAAGCUUUUAGCCAGAGCACUCACCUUAUUCAACACCAGAGAAUACAUACAGGGGAGAAACCCUUUAAAUGUGAUAAAUGUGGAAAAGCAUUUGGGAACAGUUCAGUUUUGAUCAGACAUCAGCAGCUUCACGCUGCAGAGUCAUCCUAAUGAUGUUUCAGUUUUGUGGACUCCUUCAUCCUUUCAGGAUCUCUGACUUUUUGGUGAUAUGUCUCUUACCAUGCCACCCACUCUUCUGCUUACCAUUAUAAUCUCUAGGAAUGUUGUGCUCUGGGGGUAAAGUAAAAUAAUGUUUCUAAUUUAAGUUACCCACACCAUAGUUGUUCUAAACAGCAGUUUGACCAGACUAUACCCACUUUCCUGCACUACCCUAAUGUAGUGUGGCUGAUACUCCAUGUUCAUCUGUAAACAGCAACCCAUCUUGUAAAAUAGCCAAGAUGAAUGUUUGCCUUCCAUCAUCACGAGCUCCUGAGUCAGAUUCUCUCAGGACAAAUUUAUGUUUCAUUUCUGUGAUUCCUCACUGAUCAUUAAAACAACUAGGUAAAUUAUUAUAUAUUCA